AUUUAUGUUAGUUCUUUUUUUUUUAACUUGUAGUUCUAAAUUGGAAGAUUAUUGUGAUUUUGCAAUAUACAAAUAAAAUUAUAUUUUGUUAUUUUUUCAUCGCUGGGGCCGCAGGAUGUUGUGGGGUCGCAGGGGCUCCAUGUCGUGGUGAGCGUCGUGCUCCGAGUGCUUCAUCUGCAGGGACAUGAUCUCUUCCUGCACAGCGUUUCGCCGGUUUAUUGAGACUUUCAACCCCAGGUAGGCCAAUUAUGGCUCUUUGGGUCUUAAAGGUUGCUGACCCCUGCUUUAGAUGAACAGAGAUUUUUAAUUAAAUACAUAUUCUUUAAUAAAUGUUCUCUUUUAUAAAAAGUAGGAUAAUUAAAAAAAAACUUUUAUUAUAGCUCUAUUGUGUAGAAAAAAAAAAGGGUCUUGUUUUCUGUUGUCUGUUAUAUAAUAUUAGGGAUGUUUGUGACAAUUAAUUUCUUAAUCGACUGGACUAACCAAUAGUCCACAACUAGGAAACACUGAAAUUUUAAGUUAAGUUUGAAAACAGUUUAAAAAAAAAUACCCCAUUCCAAAAUGUCUUGCUACAAUCUCAUUGGCUUAAGGAGUGAUGAUGUCAUAGGGAGAUCUUAAGAAUCUUAAGUCCUUUGAUGUUUUUCCUUAAAUAGGGGUGAGACACAGCAAGUUCUAGUUCGUUUCAGCAGCAUCUGUGUUUGCAGCCUAUGAAACGUUCACCACAGAAACAUUUGGAAAGCUUUUCAAAGUCAUCAUAUAGAAACUCCAACAUGUUUCCAAGAAAAAACCAACCAAUUCAAAAAGAUUACGCCGCCUCUCCUUCCUGGCGUGGCUGGCCAAUUUCCCCAAAUGGCGUCUCAUCCUUCCAAAGGGCAUUAGAGGAGAGUAGGAAGGAAAACUACCUUCUCCAGAAAAAAAUGCAACAAAUUGAAGAAGAGAAACUUCAACUGGAGGACAAGUGUAGACGAAUGGAAGCCCAAAAUAAAGAGCUGGAAGAAAGACAACAGCGCCAGCCGGACAUAAAAAUUAUUAAUGAGGGCUGGGGAAUCAAGUUUGCUCAGGCCCGAGAGCAAAUUGUGCACCUCAUUAAAGAAAAUAAGCAAAAGAGCGCGGAACUAAAAGAAAUGACCAACCAGCUCCAAGACAAGAAAACGAUGACUGAUAAGACACAAAGGGAUCUCCAAUACAUCGACCAAAUGGAUCAGCUGCUCCAAAGACAGCUCCGUGAAGUUGUGGAAGAAAAGAGAAAAAUCCUCCAACAGAAGGAAGAGCAGGACAAAAAGCAAAGAGACAUGCAGCACGAACUGGAGAGCAUGCAGGAAAAAUACCGAAUGCUGAAAGAAAGCCUGGAUGAAACACUGCGCCAAAAUAAAGACCUUCUUCAACAGAAAGAGCAACAGCAGGAAAGACUGGAAGAAGGAAAACGUAUUGUCCAGGACUUUGAAUCUAAAAAUCUAAAACUGCAAGAGUUUUGUAAUCAGCUGGAGGACAAAGUAACUAAAGUGGAAGAAGAAAAGGACAAACUGGAGAAACGCUGCUCACAGAUGCAGAAAAGGAUCGAGCAAAAUGCGAGAAACAACUCCGAGCUUGUUAAGGGGAUUUUGGUGGAAUUCAAUAACUUGAAGCGUGAAAACACUCAAAUGCAGGCACAAAAACAACAACAAGACAAAAUACAUGAAGACCUGCAGCUCACGCUCCAAGAAAUCCAGAAAAGAAACGAGCAGUUAGAAGACAAGCACAAAGAAGUCCAACAGAGAAAUGCAGACAUGCACAAGGACAAGCUGAUACAGGAGGCAACAUCCAAACAACUCAAAGACAAGCUUGAAGAACAACAAGCAACAUUAGAAGAGGUGGAACAAAGAUGUAAGAAACUUGAAAAGCAAAACACAGAAACAAUCGAUGAGUUGAGAAAUCUCAUCCUGGAGAAAAAAGCGCUCGUGGAAAAGUGCAUGAAAAAGAAGACAAAAUGGUUCCGCUUGUUCCGGAGGAGAGACGCUACUGCUUCCUCACCUGAUGUAGCCUCGUCUUGCUCCACCUCUGUCCUUCCCCCCAACCAGUCCCGGCAGUUGACUGUCCCCUCCUGAGCCUGGUUCUGCCGGAGGUUUCUGCCCGUUUAAAGGCAGUUUUUCCUCCCCACUGUCGCCAAGUGCUUGCUCAGAGGGGAUUGUUGGG
Messenger RNA from Oreochromis niloticus (Nile tilapia), 2169 nucleotides. Its product is annotated as interaptin-like. The coding region runs from base 705 to 2081 and encodes 458 amino acids. The transcript has a single exon. The record is from RefSeq and is a predicted model, not a curated record. NCBI's taxonomy places the organism in Eukaryota, Metazoa, Chordata, Actinopteri, Cichliformes, Cichlidae.